Glossina fuscipes is the source of this 6851-nucleotide messenger RNA. RefSeq names its product Golgi apparatus protein 1 (gene Glg1). Gene Ontology annotation, molecular function: fibroblast growth factor binding. The transcript is spliced from 7 exons. Gene Ontology annotation, cellular component: Golgi membrane. The record is from RefSeq and is a predicted model, not a curated record. Bases 127 to 3486 code for a protein of 1119 amino acids. Lineage: Eukaryota; Metazoa; Arthropoda; Insecta; Diptera; Glossinidae.
AACAACGUUUUAUUCAACGACAUUUUGUUCCACAACAGCAACAAAUACAAACAAUACUCCUCUCGGUCAUUUAAAAGCAUUUUAUUCAAUAGCUAUAAAGAGUUAGAGGGAUAACAUAGACAAUAGAUGAUUUUUGAUAUGGGAAAACAGACUUUAGAAUUAAUAUAUACUCUCUACUAUAUAACAAUAACUGCAAGUUAUGAACUAGCAGCUGUGGCAGCUGUGGGAAAUAUGGCUAACACAGUGCUAACGUCUGAACAAAGUAUUUUAGAUAAUGUUGCUUGUGCAAAAUUGAAGACGCUGUGUUCAGAUCUCGACGGUGCUGAUAAUUUAGAUAUUUUGGAAUGCAUUGGCAGUUUUACUACCAGCAAGUUAGAGGCUUUGCCCGACAAGUGUCACCACGCUGUUUGGCAAGAAACUUUAUCGUUUCUUUCCACCAAAUGGAUAAAAGACCAUCUACUCUCAAAAGAAUGCGUAAAAGAGAAUAAGCAAUUCGAUUUUUGCAUCGAGAAACCUGAUGUUUGGAACUGCAUAAAGCAGCGUUCAGAAAAACUCAGUCACGACAGUAAGUGCCGUGUUUAUAUAAAAAGAGUUCUUGCCGUUUUGUUUCCAGACUACGAAAGUCUGAGUGAUUUUUUUAAUGCUUGUAGUACGGAAAUUCAACAGCUCGCCUGCGGUCGUUUGAAUGUAGAAUAUAAGAGCAUAUCUCAAUUAAAAACCGUACAGUGCUUGCAAGAGAAUGGAGCUGAAAUAGUGGAGCAGUCGUGCAAGGCUGCCAUCUCUCGUAUUGAACAGCAACACGCAGACCUGUUAUUUUUUGAAAUUUGUGCGCAAGAUUUGCAACGUUUAUGUCCACAAGAAACCAGCGGCACGCCGAGCGCUUUCAAGUGUUUAGUCAAAAAUAAAAGCAGUUCAUCGAUGACACGACGUUGUACAGAGCAGAUAACUCAAAGAGAUCGAGAAAUUGCGCGAGAUUAUCGUUUAUCGCAUGGUUUGGCAAAAGCUUGUAAGGAGGACAUAAAACUGAAUCAUUGCAGACGUGGCGUUUCCGAAGAUAAACAGGUGCGCUUGGCACAGAUAUUACUAUGUCUAGAAUCAGUAGAGAAGAAUGGUACCAAAAUUGUACCUGAGUGCCGCGCAGAAAUCGAUGAUCAUCGUCGCAUGUUAAUGCAAGAUGGCCAGUUGUCUCCAGAAAUGCUUACCGAUUGUGCUGAUGACAUACCCAAGUUUUGCGGAGAAGUGGAAAAAUUGACGGCAGUUGAUUCCUACGCAGUUUAUGGCGUGGAGAUAAUACAUUGUUUGAUGGAGCAUGCUCGUGUAAAACGAAGAAAAGAUCGUGUUACUGCUCAGUGUCAACGCUCCUUGGAAAGCCUUAUUAAAAUUUCUGAUGUCGGGGAAGAUUGGCGGGUUGAUCCAAUCCUAAGAAGAGCUUGUAAGCCAGUGGUUGAUUUAGCUUGUCGCGAUACAGAAGGAGGCGAUGCGCGUGUUAUGUCCUGUCUAAUGGAACAGUUAGAUACACCUGUAAUGAAUCCCGACUGCGAGCACGCGUUGCUCCUAAUACAAUAUUUUGUGUCCCGAGACUUCAAAUUGGAUCCGCAACUAUAUAGACAUUGUCGUGACGAUGCGAUUAAAUACUGCAGAGCCAAACGUCUUUGGGAUGAUGUCCUUGAUGCUCAAAUGGAUCCCGAAAGGGGGCCAUUAAUUUUGCCUUGUCUACAUCGCAUUGCUUACAGUGACGAUACCCAAAUAUCAUUACGUUCUGACUGCUUCAAAGAAAUGAAGCGUGUUAUGCGCCAGAGGGCCGUAUCAGUCGACUUAAUUCCGGAAGUCGAAGACGCAUGUAUUGACGACUUGUCAUAUUUUUGUUAUGAUCGCACACAAAAGGGCGCCGAAAUGGACUGUUUGCAAAAUAAUUUAGAAAAAUUGCAAGUGCCUUGUAAGACAGCUGUUUCUGUUUACACGGAGGAAGAAGCUGCCAAUGUUGAACUUAAUCCUGUGAUAAUGUCAGUUUGCCCGGAGGCAAUGAAAACGCAUUGUAACCAUAUCCUAAAAGGGGGCAAAAAUAAAGGUGAUAUGAUGGAGUGUUUGAUCUCUCAUAAAAAUGAUGUCGAUAUGCGUCAAAAUCAAAAAUGUCGUGCAGCUAUAGAACAUUUUCAAAUAAUUUCGUUGAAAAAUUAUCAUUUCACUUAUAAAUUCAAGGAGGCUUGCCGUCCAUAUGUAGUGCGGUUCUGUGCAGCUAGUACUACAAAAAAUGAAGUAGUCGCCUGCUUAAGUGAAGUAAUGCGUAAUGAUACCAUACGCGCCCAAAGGCAUUCGAUACCGAAAGAAUGUCGGCAACAGGUGAAAGCCCAACUCUAUCAGCAACGAGAAUCUUUACUCUUAGAUCCCAAGCUAACGAAUGCAUGUAAAAAGGAAAUUGAAGACUUGUGUGCCGAUAAAAAGGGCCCUGGCGAGGUGAAUAAUCCGAAUACGCUGGAAUGUUUAAUUUUGAAUACACCUCGUUUGGGUAAUACAUGCCACCAUGCUAUAUUUUUGAUUAAAAAGUCCGAAUUGGGCGACAGUGCUACUGAUUACACUUUGGUUAACACUUGCAAAGAGAUGACGUACAAAUUUUGUUCAAAAGAAGAGCCUAUGCAUUUGCUGGAUUGCCUUAAAACAUAUAAAGACGAUCCUACUUUUGAUCAACGCUGCCAUCUGGUAGUGGUAAAUCGAAUGAUCGAACAGAAUACAGAUUUCAGGUUCAAUCCUUCCUUACAAUUGCAUUGCGGUAAAAGUAUUGAUCGGUACUGUUCGGAUAUAGUAGCUAAAGCACAACCCAACGAGGAGUUGAAUGGCAAGGUGGUGCAAUGUUUAAAAGAUAAGUUCCGCAAAUUUCUGCUCGAUGCCGAGUGCUCGCAAGAGAUGGUCAAAGUACUGCAGGAGCAAGCGCUCAAUUACAAGUUAAAUCCGCUUUUGCAAACUUUCUGCAAGCACGAAAUUGCGGUGCUUUGCAAUCCAGAUCGUUACGCUCAAGAGCACGGUCUGGUGGAGGAAUGUCUGAAGACAGCAUUUCUAAAUCAAAAAAUCAUCAAUCGCGACUGUCGCCUGGAAGUAGCUACUUUGAUAGCCGAGGCAAAAGCGGAUAUACAUGUCGAUCCAAUUCUAGAGGAAGCUUGUACGGUUGACUUGUUACGUUAUUGUUCAAAUGUAAAGAGCGGUAAUGGGCGCAAACUGAAAUGCUUGCAGACAGUUUUGCAAGAUCAAUCAAAAGCAAUGGAAGAGGAUUGUCGCCUGAAAUUACAGCGACGGAUUGAAAUGUUUCGAAAUGCGGAUACAGUAUUGGUUCAACCUCCCGAAAAUAUGGAACAAUUAGUCAAUCAAGUAGUCAGCUCACCUGCCAAACGUUUUUUCAUGGUUAUAUUAAUGACUGCCGUGGGAAUGAUCUUCAUAAUGGGUAUAUUUUUGGGUCGUAUUACCAAACGUGCAAUAAACACCAAAAAUAAAUAAUAUUUAAUUCAUAAUUACUCUCACAGUGACUUAAGUUUUCUUUAUAUAUAUUUAAUAUUUUUAUUUAAUUUUAAUUUUGUAAAAGAAACUUAAAGUUUAUAUAUUUAAUUUUGAGUACUAUCGUAUUUAUUUAGAGCAAAUGUUAGUGUACAAGAUGUCAAACGUUAUAUUUGAUUAGACUCGAGCAUGCAAUGUUACACUCUACCGUCGUCUAACAUUCUUCACAAUCCGCAAAGAUAGUGUUUUCUAAACAUCAAACCGUUAGAUACAAACUUAAUCAAAUGUUCGCAACGUGCAUAAGCAUCACACACAUAUGUGAUCUUCAUAUCAUUCAUGUGCUCCUAUCUGUUGGAAUUAUGAUUAUGAUUUCAGAUAAUUUUUUUUUCUUUUACUUUCGUUAGGAUAAAUUUCAAAAAUCAGUCAAAACAAUUCUAGCAUCCGCGAUUAGUAAAAAGAAAACUAUAAUUGUUCAUUUAUUGGAUGAGUUUUUUGCAAUUAACUUUGAUCACAAGAUCACAAAUCCGUCACAUUCAAUAAAAUCUCAUAUGUGAAUAUAUCAUAAUUGCUUAUGCAUGAAAUGCAUUAUCGCAUGUGUAUAGACGACGUAAGCUAAGCUAAGCUAAGGUCUCUUUCUCGUUUCGAGUAAAAAGCGUUCAUAGGAGCUAAUCGAGACCAAAUUUGCGGUAUAGUUGAUAUCGAUUCACGUGUGAGUUCAAAUUUUUUUAAAUAAUCCCCUACAAAAUAAUCGAAUUUUAAUAGACAUGUAUGUAAUAUUACUGAUUUCUUUGAAGAGCUCCUUACAUCGCGCUACUUAUAUCUCUUAAAUCCUUUUAAUGAUAAAUAUGCAGCAAAAACUAUUUCUUCUCUUAUCAAGCGAAGGUAUUAUACAAAAUCGUCGUUUCGUUUGCAAUAGUCAGUAAUUGGGGUGUGUAAACGAUUUUGGUAAUUAUACUUAUGAUUAAAAGCCCUUCAAACAGAAGUAUGCAAUAUUAUCAACUACGUAAGAGAAUGUUUACGUGUUACGUGCAGUUAGUAUGCAUUGCCAUAUUAUUAUUGUGCAUAAGAUGUUAGAAAGAUGGAAGCUUCAAUAACGAAUUCAAAAUUUCCAUUGAACAUCAUAAAACAAGUGAAAUACCCUACAUUGCAUUGUUCGAACACAAUUCUUAUUUUUCCCAUAGAACGCACUCUUUUUAUAUGAACUUACUAUUAUGAGAUUGUAUAUUAAAAAUUAGAUACCUUCGCCUGCAUUCCGCGAAAAGUCGAGGUUCAAAAUUCAGUACAAUUAAUUUUUAUAUUCAUCACAUCACAUAUUAAAACUUUUCAAUUUUUUUUGCCCUAAAAGAUGCACAUUUUGUGAGAUUCAAAAAUAGGCAUGGCUGGUCCAAAUAUCGUAGAGUUAAGUUUUAUAUCAAAUUAUGCUAUUAUGAAUUAAUUUUCAUCAGAAGAUUGAAUACAAGUUUACAUGGAUGAACAUCGAGAGACGUACAGACAGGCUUAAAUCGAUUCAGAAAAUGAUUCCGAAUCGGAAUGUAUACAUUUGUUUAUGUAUAUGGAAAAUUGUCAUUGAGUUACCUAAGAAAUUGUUAGGGAAGAGAGAGUGGGCAUUAAAUGUAUGAAUCACGCAGAUGCUGAAUGCAUCAACGCCAUUUAUUUCUCUUGCUGAAAUCAAUAUUUUGCAAUAUACUUACGUAUUUAUAUAUACAUAGAACUUGUGGACCAAAGUAGUGCGGUCGUAUGUAAGGCGCAGAAGGCCUUAAAAUAGACCAAUCUUUCAUUAAUUGAUCUAAGCGUGUGUGUCCGUCUGAUGUCUGUCCAUAUAAAUUUGUGUUGAAGUUACAGGACGCAAUUUUAAGUAGUACUAUUUGGGCAUAGUAAUUUCGAUGUGAAAACUUUGAACUAGCUGGGGUAAUUUUUUGAACACCCUCUCAUAUAACUGUUCCUGCGGAAACUAAAGCUUUACAUGGUAAAAAGAUCGGAUUUCCAAUAUAUCAUUAUGAAAAUUGGCUCAUAAUACAAAAUUGACAAAGAAGGUAGACACCUUAUCGAAUUUGGUCCGCGUAGGUCCAUUUUUUUUAUAUACCACCGCAUAUAAAGGAUUCUCAUCAAACGCAAUCCCUUAUAUCCCGAAAAGCCUAAUUGCUAAUUUUUUUUUUUUUGAUGAAAAUAUUCUCAUAAUGAAAAUUAAAUGAACAAAAAUUAAGCAGAUCUAAUUCGAAUCACAUUGAUCUAUUUCUUUCCCGAAUCCAUGCAAAGUACCUCAUGUCUUCCUAACAAUUCAUAGAAGCGUUUCCUCAAAAAAAAAAAAAAAAACUAACGGUAGGGAAGUUAAGUUCUUUUUGACCCCCACUUAUAUAGGCGCUAUCAUGAAACGCAAACUCUCAUAUUGGAGGGAAUAUCGAACCCGCCUGGCCUUUGCAUGAAAAUAAUAUGUACUUUUUCGUGUACUAUUAGCAAAAUGAGCGUAUAAAUGUAGUAGGCUAACGGGUGUAGGGGAUGUAAGGGGCCGGCGUCGCACAAGAUGUUCAUUUUUUUCCUUCUUCUCGUUUCGUAUUAUAAGGGCGAAGCCAAUUAUCAAAUUCUCAUUUCACUUAAAUCCAAUUUGCAGUGCAGGCCAAAUUUUAAUUGUCCGAUAUCGGAUGAAUUUUGUUCCCGUUCUAAGUUCAGCAAACGAAUAAUGUCAACCGAUACUUCAGUCCUACUGAACUGAUAAUAGAAUAAUUAAUAUUCCGUGUCAAGAAUGGAAAAAAAAAAACAAAGGGUUAAAGGACAAUAAAGAUAAAAUUUAUUAGAACAAAGAGGCGAGAAAGAAGGAGGUUCUAUCCUUUUCUCGUUCGGCAAAUUUUUAAGUUCAAUCUUACAAUAUGACCAUUUAUUGCAUACCCUCAGGAAUUUCAGGCUAUGCAUGCAUUCAUGUCCAUAAAAAAAAGCUAACUAUUAACUUGUCUAGAUAAGUCAUUCAUUCCAAUUGGGCAGCUAUUCCGUUCAUUGUCUACCUAUCAAUCUAAUUAUAAGUACAUUUCACAAUGAUACAAAUGCUUAAAUUAAAUAAACAAACUUCUCAUCAGUUCUAUUUAUUUAUGUAUUAUGCUUUUCGUUUUGAUACGAAUUUUUUCCCAAAUAUCAAACGAUACUGUCUUUCAUCGGAAAGACACUCACGAUCAAAUGUUUUCAUUUUGGGGCAAUCUAUUACGUUCACGUUCACGUUCGUAACCGUAAACUCGAAAAACGACAAAUUUGGUUUUCUUACGCCCAUCACCGAAGUUUGCAACAUCUAGAACGAAGCAUAAGCCACAAAUUAUAUAUAUUCUUGAUAAGUAUCAAAUUCUAAAUUGAUUUAGGCAUGUCCGUCCGUCCGUCCGUCUGUC